Grammomys surdaster is the source of this 9480-nucleotide messenger RNA. It is a transcript of the gene Tulp4, whose product is annotated as TUB like protein 4. The transcript is spliced from 14 exons. Bases 443 to 5080 code for a protein of 1545 amino acids. Lineage: Eukaryota; Metazoa; Chordata; Mammalia; Rodentia; Muridae. The record is from RefSeq and is a predicted model, not a curated record. Gene Ontology annotation, molecular function: protein binding.
UCUAUGUGUUUGUAACCCUUUAUCUCUGGAAUCACAUUACAAAAACAAAAAACAAAAAACAAACAAACAAAAAAAAACAACUGGAAGCUCAGGCUGAGAAUAACAAGGCUGAGUAAAAUUGAAGAGAACUGAUUCUCCAUCAUCACUUACUAACAGCUCUUUCUCAAAAGGAUUGGCAUGUUUUCCCUGUAAGAACUUGAAAAUGAGAACGGAUCCCAUGUAUUUUUAGGCAUAUCCUUUUAGAAGACUGACAUCUGUUAUAGAGGAGUUUUUCACUAUGCGGGUGGUAGGUCUUUAUAAGCUAUUGACCUAACUGGUCAAUAGUUGUAACUAAAGGAGAAAAAAAAAACCCAACAGAACCCAACCGCCAAAAUAAGCCAAUAAAAGAACUUGGUUUGAAAUUCUUCAGUACUUUUAGAGUGAAAUACUUCAUCGAAAAAUUAUGUAUGCAGCAGUGGAACAUGGGCCUGUGCUUUGCAGCGAUUCCAACAUCCUCUGCCUGUCCUGGAAGGGGCGUGUCCCCAAGAGUGAGAAGGAGAAGCCUGUGUGCAGAAGGCGCUACUAUGAAGAAGGAUGGUUGGCCACAGGCAAUGGGCGAGGUGUGGUGGGGGUGACUUUCACCUCAAGUCACUGUCGCAGAGAUAGGAGUACGCCACAGAGAAUAAACUUCAACCUGCGAGGCCACAACAGUGAGGUUGUACUGGUGAGGUGGAAUGAGCCAUACCAGAAGCUGGCCACAUGUGAUGCAGAUGGAGGAAUCUUUGUGUGGAUUCAAUAUGAAGGCAGGUGGUCUGUGGAACUGGUCAAUGACCGUGGGGCUCAGGUGAGUGAUUUCACCUGGAGCCACGAUGGGACUCAGGCUCUCAUUUCAUAUCGAGAUGGCUUUGUCCUGGUUGGUUCCGUCAGCGGACAAAGACACUGGUCAUCUGAAAUCAACUUGGAGAGCCAGAUCACAUGUGGCAUAUGGACUCCCGAUGACCAGCAGGUGUUGUUUGGCACAGCAGAUGGGCAGGUGAUUGUCAUGGACUGCCACGGCAGAAUGCUAGCCCAUGUCCUCCUACAUGAGUCUGAUGGCAUCCUCAGCAUGUCCUGGAAUUACCCCAUCUUCCUGGUGGAGGACAGCAGUGAGAGUGACACGGACUCAGACGAUUAUUCUCCUCCCCAAGAUGGUCCUGCGGCAUACCCCAUCCCUGUGCAGAACAUCAAGCCUCUGCUCACCGUCAGCUUCACCUCAGGAGACAUCAGCUUAAUGAACAACUAUGAUGACUUGUCUCCCACUGUCAUCCGUUCAGGACUGAAAGAGGUGGUGGCCCAGUGGUGUACACAGGGAGACUUACUGGCAGUUGCUGGGAUGGAGCAGCAGGCCCAGCUCAGUGAGCUGCCCAAUGGUCCUCUUCUGAGGAGUGCCAUGGUCAAGUUCUACAAUGUGAGAGGGGAACACAUUUUCACUCUGGAUACACUUGUGCAGCGCCCCAUCAUCUCCAUCUGUUGGGGUCAUCGGGACUCCCGGCUGCUUAUGGCCUCAGGACCAGCCCUGUAUGUGGUUCGUGUAGAACACCGAGUGUCCAGCCUCCAGCUGUUGUGCCAGCAGGCCAUCGCCAGCACCCUUCGAGAAGACAAGGAUGUUAACAAGCUGACCUUGCCCCCUCGUCUCUGUUCCUACCUCUCCACUGCCUUCAUUCCCACUAUUAAGCCCCCGAUUCCAGACCCCAACAACAUGCGCGACUUUGUCAGCUACCCCUCAGCGGGCAAUGAACGGCUGCACUGCACCAUGAAGCGUACAGAGGAUGACCCAGAGGUUGGAGGACCCUGCUACACACUCUACCUGGAGUAUCUGGGAGGACUCGUGCCCAUUCUCAAGGGGAGGCGCAUCAGCAAGCUGCGGCCAGAGUUUGUCAUUAUGGACCCUCGGACAGACAGCAAGUCAGAUGAGAUCUAUGGGAACAGCUUAAUUUCUACCGUGAUUGACAGCUGCAACUGCUCAGACUCCAGUGAUAUUGAACUGAGUGAUGAUUGGGCUGCCAAGAAGUCUCCCAAAAUUUCCAGAGCUAGCAAGUCCCCCAAACUCCCAAGGAUUAGCAUUGAGGCCCGAAAGUCACCCAAGCUGCCACGGGCUGCCCAAGAGAUGUCUCGGUCUCCCCGAUUGCCCAUGCGUAAGCCCUCCAUGGGCUCACCCAGCCUGACCCGGAGAGAGUUUCCUUUUGAAGACGUCACUCAGCACAACUAUCUUGCUCAGGUCACAUCCAAUAUCUGGGGAACCAAGUUUAAGAUUGUGGGCUUGGCUGCAUUCCUACCAACCAACCUCGGUGCAGUCAUCUAUAAAACCAGCCUGCUGCACCUCCAGCCUCGCCAGAUGACCAUUUACCUCCCGGAAGUUAGGAAGAUCUCCAUGGACUAUAUUAAUCUGCCGGUCUUCAACCCAAACGUUUUCAGUGAAGAUGAAGAUGACUUACCAGUUACAGGAGCCUCGGGUGUCCCUGAAAACAACCCACCUUGUACAGUGAACAUCCCUAUCGCACCGAUCCACAGCUCUGCUCAAGCUUUGUCUCCCACACAGAGCAUAGGGCUGGUGCAGUCUCUGCUGGCCAAUCAAAAUGUGCAGUUGGAUGUCUUGACCAAUCAGACAACAGCUGUAGGGUCAGUAGAGCAUGCAGGUGAUGCUGCUACCCAGUACCCAGUCUCCAGUCGGUACUCCAAUCCUGGACAGGUCAUCUUUGGAGGUGUAGAAAUGGGCCGUAUCAUUCAGAAUCCUCCUCAGUUGCCUUUGCCGCCACCGCCACCGCCACCGGGGCCUAUGCAGCUGUCUGCGGUGGACCAUGGAGAUCGGGACCAUGAGCACCUGCAGAAGCCAGCCAAGGCCCUGCGGCCCGUGCCUCAGCUGGCUGCCGAGGGGGAUGCGGUGGUUUUCAGUGCCCCGCAGGAGGUCCAGGUGGCAAAGAUGAAUCCCCCACCCCCGUACCCAGGAACUAUCCCUGCUGCCCCUACCACGGCUGCACCCCCACCCCCUCUGCCACCACCACAGCCCCCAGUGGAUGUGUGUUUGAAGAAGGGUGACUUCUCCCUGUACCCUACAGCAGCACAUUACCAGCCUCCUCUAGGCUAUGAGAGGAUCACCACCUUCGACAGCAGCGGCAAUGUGGAAGAGGUGUGCCGGCCCCGCACUCGGAUGCUCUGUUCCCAGAACACCUAUACUCUUCCUGGCCCAGGCACUUCUGCCACCUUGAGACUCACAGCCACUGAGAAGAAGGUCCCCCAACCCUGCACCAGUGCCACUCUGAACCGACUAACUGUCCCUCGAUACUCCAUCCCCACAGGGGACCCACCUCCAUACCCUGAAAUCGCUAGCCAGCUGGCCCAGGGGCGGAGUGCUACUCAAAGGUUGGACAACAGUCUUAUCCAUGCCACCCUACGAAGGAACAACCGAGAAGUUGCACUUAAGAUGGCCCAGCUGGCUGACAGCUCCCGUGCCCCACUGCAGCCCCCAGCCAAGCCUAAGGGGGGUGCUGGUGGGGCAGUGGCACAGCUCCCAGCAAGGCCCCCACCUGCCCUGUACACCUGCAGCCAGUGCAGUGGAGCAGGGCCCAGCUCACAGUCCGGGGCAGCCCUGGCCCAUGCUAUGAGCACCUCCCCACUGGCCUCCCAGUCCUCCUACAAUCUUCUAAGCCCUCCUGACACCUCCCGUGAUCGCACUGACUAUGUCAACUCGGCCUUCACGGAGGACGAGACCCUGUCUCAGCACUGUCAGCUGGAGAAGCCUCUGAGGCAUCCCCCACUUCCUGAAGCUGCUGUCACCAUGAAGCGGCCUCCCCCUUACCAGUGGGACCCUGUGCUGGGUGAGGACGUUUGGGUUCCCCAGGAAAGGACAGCACAACCUACAGUGCCCAACCCCUUAAAACUGUCCCCUCUAAUGCUAGGGCAAGGCCAGCACCUGGAUGUCGCUCGAGUGCCCUUUGUGUCUCCCAAGUCUCCGUCCAGCCCUACUGCCACCUUCCAGACAGGCUAUGGGAUGGGAGUGCCGUAUCCAGGCAGCUAUAAUAACCCCUCCUUGCCUGGAGUACAAGCCCCAUGCUCCCCUAAGGAUGCCCUGUCCCCGGCCCAGUUUGCACAACAGGAGUCUGCUGUCGGACUUCAGCCAGCCUACCCACCCAGCCUUUCCUAUUGCACCUUGCCCCCCACAUAUCCAGGAAGCAGCACAUGCUCCAGUUUACAGCUGCCACCCAUCGCCUUGCACCCUUGGAAUCCCUACGGAACCUGCCCACCCAUGCAGAAUACCCAGGGCACACUCCCCUCCAAGCCCCACUUAGUGGUGGAGAAGCCUCUUGUGUCCCCUCCACCUGCCGAGCUCCAAAGCCACAUGGGCACAGAGGUGAUGGUAGAGACAGCAGACAAUUUCCAAGAAGUCCUCUCUCUGACAGAAAGCCCUGUUCCCCAGAGAACAGAAAAAUUUGGAAAGAAGAACCGGAAGCGCCUGGAUAGCCGAGCGGAGGAAGGAAGUGUUCAGGCCAUCACUGAGGGCAAAGUAAAAAAGGAUGCUAGGACUUUGAGUGACUUUAAUUCUCUUAUCUCCAGCCCCCGCCUAGGGAGAGAGAAGAAGAAAGUGAAAAGUCAGAAAGACCAACUGAAGUCAAAGAAGUUGAACAAGACAAACGAGUUCCAGGACAGCUCAGAGAGUGAGCCCGAGCUGUUCAUCAGUGGGGAUGAGCUGAUGAACCAAAGCCAGGGCAGCAAGAAGGGGUGGAAAAGCAAGAGGAGCCUGCGGACGGCCAGUGAGCUGGAGGAAUUCAAGUGCCGAAAAGCCAGUGAGAAGGAAGAUGGGCGCCUGGGCAGCCAGGGCUUUGUGUAUGUGAUGGCCAACAAGCAGCCUCUGUGGAAUGAAGCCACACAGGUGUACCAGCUGGACUUUGGAGGAAGGGUGACCCAGGAGUCUGCCAAGAACUUCCAGAUUGAGUUGGAGGGACGACAGGUGAUGCAGUUUGGACGGAUUGAUGGUAAUGCGUACAUCCUGGACUUCCAGUACCCUUUCUCAGCUGUGCAGGCUUUUGCUGUGGCCUUGGCCAACGUGACUCAGCGCCUAAAAUGAAGAGACAAAUGCGGGUGGAGACAUGGCGGGAGCCUUUGGAGGCAGAGCUCAUGCUGCUACUACCUGAGAAGACCAGAGACAACGGCAGUAGAGGAAGCCGGCAGGCCAGAAGAUCUGUAGGCAUGGUCGUUUGUUCAGUUAGCCUUUAUUGUCUCUUUUCUUUUGAUAGAGUGGUGUUUGGAAGCCAAGAAUUUGAGGUAUCUUGUGUUCUUGAAGGCAGUGUAGCUUGGCUACAGAGUGUUGUACUGAAUUUACUUCUCAUGACUAGGGUUAGGGGCCUUUGCAGAGAAGACAGAUUGUUCAACCUUGCUCUUCUUUUAGCUAUAGGGAGUGUUAGUGUUAGGGCUUCUGUUACCCUUCCAAUAUUAUCACACGUGAAAAAAAAGGUUUUAAACACAACCAAAACUCUGGAAGAUUCAGCUUGUAUUGGGCUGAGGAGGACAGCAUUUCAUUCACAAAUGUGUGCUGCUCACUAAAAGGUACCUGGGUGACUGAGGGACACAUAUGCAACUGCCUUGUGCUCUGCUCAUAUAAGGCAGUAUCGAUGUGAUUUGGUAGUCAGUGUGUGAGGAAGAUACUGCCCAUGGAGACAGGCUCCCAUGCAGACAACUGGCUGAGCUGCGGGUGUGACUUAUGUAAGGACCAUUUCCCAAGGAUACUAGUUGGAAACCCCACCGGUUUCUUGUGUCAGGGUUAAGCCCAUCUGACUUUGGAAAAAGAUAAGAGACUUCAGUCAGUAGGCAGGUCCAGGCUGGGGUAGAGCUGGGCUUACGUCACAGUCAUUAGACUGUGCAGUUACCAGGUCCCUCCCUCCACGGCUCAGGAAACAGCCUCUGUUCUCCUUCCUUCCUUGUUUUCAUCUGGAACGUUUACUGUAGCCGCCACUCUCUUUAGAUCCUACUGCUCUGUCUUUUCUAAAACAUAAACGAGACUUGGUUGCAGCUACACCUUUCCUUGUCCACAUUAAAAUCCAGUUGAUGCGAACGUUUUCCAACAAUUAUAGUGUAAUCAAAAAAAGUAUGCAUUUCCCAGGAUAUUAAAAGAUAGGGUCAUGGUAAAAUCUUUGGGGAAAACUCCACAAUAUGCUGUAAAGGAAAAAAAAACUGUUGUUGGGUGUGUAGGCUGUACUAAAAGAUGAACCACGGGAAAGCCGUGUUAAAACUGUGCUUUGUUCAUUCUGCCUGUAGCAUCUUUGCGAAAUUUCUUCUCAUGGGAACACACGGGGGCACAUACCUAGACCUUGUAGUACGACCCAGUUCUUGUUGCUGCUGCUAUUACCUGUGAUGCUUGUUCCCAGAGCACAAGAGCGUUGACUUUUGAGUUGGAUUUUAUUUGAAAUCUGACAAGUGGAAGAUGCUACAGGAAAUUAUUUUCAGCUUAAACAUUGUUUUGGUUUCCUCCUCCUCUUCCUCUUCCUCUUCUUCCCCGUCUUUCUCUUUCUCCUCUUCUUCCUCCUCUUCCUUAUGUUUGGUUUAAGAAUUAGAAAAGAAACUGUCUGAUUCCUUUAGCUGAGCAAAAUUAAAUUACUCAUUUUUUCUAAAUUCCAAAGAAAUAUGGACAAGAAUAUCUCCCAGCUGAUACUGGAGUUUUCCAUUUUAUAAUUUAAAAUAUGGGAGCUGAUUCUUAGGUGGGUCAGUUGUCCCAGACCAAGUUGAACAGUAUAUUCAGAGUUACUGUGUUUACGUAAGUUCCUAUAGCUUGAUAAGAUGUCUCAGUGCUUAUCUUAGUUGUGCAAUACUGUUGUAGCCUGUUUAUGGAAUAAUUUAAAUGCAGUUUUCUUUGUUUUGUGGUCUAAGAGAUAGUUAUUUAUCUUGCUCUUUAUAGUAUUCUUGAGAACUAUUUUGUUGCUAUGUAUUGGUGAUAUGUGCCCAUUUUAUUAUUUAUUUAGAAAAAUAGUACCUUUGUAAUGACUUAUUUGGUGGCAAUAGAUUUUGCUGCAAAAAAUAAAGAGAAUAUGACAGAAGAUUUUUGGGGGGCUGGGUGAUUUGUAACUUUCUUGAGAGUUGGGAGAAAAUCUUAUUAAUCCCUUAAAAAAAUAAAUUCAUUCUUUAUCUCAGUAUUGAUUAUAUGCAAAAUAGGCUAUUUCUUUGAGAAAGUAUACCCUAAGAUAAUAUUUCUUAUUUUGAAAACGUUAAUUAAAAACAAAAUGUGAUAGGACACAAGGAAGGGAGAGACGCCUGAGAUGAGAGUCUCAAAAGAGGCCCUUAGGGAAUUAUCUUCAAGUUCAAGGGAGAGACUCUGAGAGUCUCAAAGGAGGCCCUUAGGGAAUAAUCUUCAAGGUCGAGAUUUGGUUUUGUUUGUUUUUUUAGUUAAACUGGCCUUUUCAGAAAUGCAAAAGUUAUACUCACAACUUUGCUAAAUAAAAACAGAUAUGGAGGAAAUCCCCAAAAGAUACUUUCUGCUAUGGAGAUGUAGGCUUGUGGCCUUGAACAGUGCUUGACCUGGGAGCUGCAGGAGCGCCUGCCCCUCACUGCCUCUCCUUGCCCAGGCAGAGAGUGAGUCUCAGCUUCCACGUGGGCAGUAGGCUGCUGGCUGCAGCAGUUGUGAUUGGCUCAUUUAAGGUAAUGGCUUCUUCCAGUCAACAUCUCUUGAUUACAUUCUCCCCAAAUUAAGUCUAAGUAACAGAAUUCUAGGUACUUUGUGGUUAUUGAUAGCAAUUUUGUGAAUGUCCCAAUGUCCCAUUGGAUCCCUAAAUUAAAAACAGUCAACUACAUAAAGUCCUGUAGGAAAAAGAGUAUGUGAACCAACAUGAAAACUAGUGCUACGUUUACUUGGCUCUAGCGUCAUUAGAACACCAGCUGUGGGUGAAUAGACACUACCCAUUUGAGUGUGUAGCCCGAGGAAAACUGGGACCACCACAGCUAGACGUAUUCAGCUCUAAUGGGCAUACAAAGCAAAAGCUUUUGCAUUUUGGUACUUUUCAUCCACAGACCUGCACCCUGUGUAAUGUUCAUUCUGUAAUCAAAGGUCAGGGGCUCAAGGUCAAAUUGUCCUGCCACAAGGACAGAGAGUGACUUUGGGCAAGGCCCUGGGGUGUCUGGCCUCCUUUUGUCCAUCCCUUAGAUGAAAAGGCAUGCCUAGACAAGUGUAAACACUACAUUCUUGCUCCAGGAGCCCGGGAGCUCAAAAUUGAGCAGCUCAUCUUCCCCUUCACAAGGGUGAGAGUAUGUUUCAAAACGUGGUUAUCUGUGUAGAAAAAAGUUCUCAUGAGUCUAUAAGCUGUCUACUGUCUCCGGAACAGAAACCAGCCAGCAGGUUUACCCCUAAAUGUAUUUAGAAUAAUAUUUAUUCUACUAAAAAUUAUAGAAGCAUCAAUCUAAGUACAAUGGAAGUCCUCUAUGAGUAUGUUCUACUCAGUGGACGUCCUCAAGUAAAAUAAGGUAUUAUUUGGGUAUAAAACUGGAAGUGGGUUCAGAAAGAAGAGUGCUGGUAACGGUUUCCCACCUUUGGUGUGCUCAUGUGUGAUAGUGCUACACUAAAGGGAACCCAUGCUGUCCUGUGGGGCCAUGGACAGGUUGACAACACUAGCUGGCUUUGAACUGGCAUUUGAGUUCCUGGGAGCUUAUGGUAGCAUACAGUUCAGAAGUCUACACCACUGUGAUCUCCUUAUCGUCAGCUGAUAAACUUUGGAGGAUUGUGACUUACUUUGUUUCCAUUUUCUUCAGCUUUGUGCAAUUCUCUUGUGACUUUGUAUCUGUAUUUUCUGUUUAUAAGUCAAUUUUAAGGGAAAGGGUAGGAUUUUAAAAUCUUGUUUAUUGUAGAUAAUUUUUUUCUUGUGUUGUAGAAAAGCAUGGGUUAUACAUUUGAGUGGAAAAGGCACUGUAUUAUUUACCAAAGGUGUAUUGUUUGCAUUUGUUUAUAAAUGCAUUAUUUUAGUACUAUGAAGUUGGACAUAAUUUCCGAGUUUACUACUAUUGCUACUGCUGGCAUCUGUCUUUCUCCUUCUCUGUCAUGUUUUUAUCGCCAUAAAUGUGCAGUGUGGGGUACAUAGGUCACAGACCAGACAAGACCACCAGCAUGUUCUUGCCCACACUUGGGGAACAGCGUGCACUGUUUUAUACACGUCGGUUCCUCCAACGUUUGUUUUUUAACAUUUUUUAUUUCAUUUUAAAAUUCAGCAUUUUGCUUUAACCUUCCAGACAAGAUCUGUUGAGAGUCACCAUUGCAUCUCAAUGAGCUCUCCCUUAUUUGCCUAUCUUUGUAUGUAUUUUGUAUACUAGAUUGUCCAGAAAGUAUUCUAGAAGGAAAUAAUGGUUUGCAUUCAGAAUGAUGUAGUUUGUCCAAAUUAUUUUGCCUUUAAAAUUGAAAUGAGUCAAUCUCAUUUUUUUCUUGAUGAUUUGAAAUUGUAAGAUUUGUCCAGCUAUUGCUUAAUAAAAUUUUGCAGAUCAAAAAAGAUCGAU